CCGCUUCUGAUUGGUUGAUCAAUAAAAGAGCGGGACCGACCGUGAUUGGUCCGCUUUAAAUGAAAGAGCCGUCGUGUCCGGCUUCAUUUCAGAGACUGCACGCCGAUGGUGUGCAUGUGUUGUGUUGGUACUUUGUGUUACACUAGCUAUGUCUUCUAGACAGCAGAUGAAAGAGCAAUCUCCGUUUCCAGCGUCCACACCAGAAGAGAAGUCGUUCGGCAGUGAUUAUUCGCCAACAAAAAAGCAAGAAACCGAAGAGAAGAAAAGCCGACAAACUGAUUGUCUUGAGCUGGAGGAUACAGGUAACAGUUUGAGUUGUGCAGUGAAACAGCCGCCAGGGCAAGACAAAGACCGCAGCCAAACGUUUGAAAGUCAGGAAAGUGGCACGAGCAUUGCAUCUCCGGCUUUCUCCGAUGAGAGAGCAAGAGCAGGAGCAAGCCAGUCCGAAGAAGAACCGUUGGACGUGUCCUACACCGGCCAUAUUCCUGUUCGUAAACUCAAAAAGCAGUCUGUCUCCGAGCAAACGGAAUACAGUAGUACGGAAACACGCAAAAAAGAAACAUGUGAACAAGAAGCUGAAUUACUUCGCAGUCUUCGUCUAGAACAUCUCUCUCUAAGUAUCGCCGCAACGAGUCCAUCCUCCGAAGAAACGCAAUGCUCAGACAAGAAAACUAAGAAACAGAAGAGAAAGAAAGAGAAACCCGGAGCGUGGCUAAAGAGCGGCCACCAUCAUGUAGGAGUAUUCAGCAUAAGGCAAGACUUAUUUCAAAAGUCAUCUGCAGCGUUGGUGAUGCUAGACAUUGCGGAGGAAGGAGAGUCUAGACGAGAUGACUUGCAGCGAGUAGCCACGACGCUUUGUCGAGCGUCGACACGCAGACCGGACACGAGCCACUUAUUUGAUGUGCUAGCCUAUUUCUCUUGGCUGCUCACCAACACGGAUAUGUCUCGGCGCGACUUCGCGGCUGCGCACACGGUGGGGCGGAUAUCGCGUUGUCUCGGCAACCUGGCGCGCAUACUGGAACCCGCUCACAUAUUGAUGAAGAUGAAUGCGUUGCUACAGGAAGGAGUGUCCGAUUCGAAAGAGAUGUGUGAUCGUAUACAAAGCGACUGUCCUGAAAGAUUCGACGAGGUCGAGCACUUUUUCACGGCGAUCUCCGAAUUUUCAAUCAAGAAGAACGCCAGAGUAAAAGAUUCGCGAUUACAAGAAGAAAAGAAGACGAGCGCAAGAAAAUAUUCGCACGACAUUAUCGACGUUUAGUGUGGCUAGCAUUUACAACUCGCGCGCCUAGUUGUGAAUGCAUGUCGCAAGAAAUUGCGUAUGUUACUGAUACUUGUUGGUCAAUAGAUUGAUGAGCGA
Molecule: messenger RNA, 1357 nt
Organism: Corticium candelabrum
Lineage: Eukaryota; Metazoa; Porifera; Homoscleromorpha; Homosclerophorida; Plakinidae
Exons: 4
Coding region: 149-1258 (369 amino acids)
Source: RefSeq, a predicted model, not a curated record